Molecule: messenger RNA, 996 nt
Organism: Procambarus clarkii (red swamp crayfish)
Lineage: Eukaryota; Metazoa; Arthropoda; Malacostraca; Decapoda; Cambaridae
Source: RefSeq, a predicted model, not a curated record
AUGAUCAACAUCUUCAUUGUCCCGUGUAGCAGUAGAUAUGAUCAGCAUGACUGCAAGGACAUUCAUAUUUUCCGGAAUCCUUCACAAUUAAAUAAGCACUCCGUCCGUUCCGGAACCCUCCACAAGCACUCCGUCCGUUCCGGAACCCUCCACAAGCACUCCGUCCGUUCCGGAACCCUCCACAAGCACUCCGUCCGUUCCGGAACCCUCCACAAGCACUCCGUCCGUUCCGGAACCCUCCACAAGCACUCCGUCCGUUCCGGAACCCUCCACAAGCACUCCGUCCGUUCCGGAACCCUCCACAAGCACUCCGUCCGUUCCGGAACCCUCCACAAGCACUCCGUCCGUUCCGGAACCCUCCACAAGCACUCCGUCCGUUCCGGAACCCUCCACAAGCACUCCGUCCGUUCCGGAACCCUCCACAAGCACUCCGUCCGUUCCGGAACCCUCCACAAGCACUCCGUCCGUUCCGGAACCCUCCACAAGCACUCCGUCCGUUCCGGAACCCUCCACAAGCACUCCGUCCGUUCCGGAACCCUCCACAAGCACUCCGUCCGUUCCGGAACCCUCCACAAGCACUCCGUCCGUUCCGGAACCCUCCACAAGCACUCCGUCCGUUCCGGAACCCUCUACAAGCACUCCGUCCGUUCCGGAACCCUCCACAAGCACUCCGUCCGUUCCGGAACCCUCCACAAGCACUCCGUCCGUUCCGGAACCCUCCACAAGCACUCCGUCCGUUCCGGAACCCUCCACAAGCACUCCGUCCGUUCCGGAACCCUCCACAAGCACUCCGUCCGUUCCGGAACCCUCCACAAGCACUCCGUCCGUUCCGGAACCCUCCACAAGCACUCCGUCCGUUCCGGAACCCUCCACAAGCACUCCGUCCGUUCCGGAACCCUCCACAAGCACUCCGUCCGUUCCGGAACCCUCCACAAGCACUCCGUCCGUUCCGGAACCCUCCACAAGCACUCCGUCCGUUCCGGUGUCUGUCACUAG